AUGUCCGCCGAAGAAGAAGAAGAAGAAAUGGGUGGAAAUGUUGUCGUUGAAGUGCCGCAAACGUCUCGCAAAAUCGUUUUCGCCUGUCGCUACGACCAGUGGCACACACAUUUCAAACGCUGGACGUUUCCGUCGGUAACCAUCUCGCCUUUACUCGAUUCGGACGUCUUGUUUUUGCUCAAGGAUGAAGUAAGAGUCGAGGAGAAGAAUAAAGCGGCGAUGCCAGCGAGGACGAGGGUAGAUGUGUACGAUCGAUUGGCGAUAGACAGCGCGUUCGAUGAAGACGACGAGUUGUUUAUUACGGACACUAAUGAUACUAAUAAAAGUCCAAGCGAGAGUUUGUUAACAGCCAUCGCGAAAGCGAUAAAACAGUUGGGAGGAAGCGCGCAUCCGAAACUGACUUGGUCGGCACCAACCGACGCGAUAUGGUUGACGCAGUUCAGCACGAAAUGUUUAAACGCGGACGAAGUGAUGUUGCUUUUGCAAUCGAGCGAUCGAGUGGCGCACGAUUUAGACGGGAGCGCGUACGCGUGCUGUCGCGAAGACGAGGACGAGGACGAGGACGAGGACGAAGAUAAAGAACGACAUCAACAAGAAUUUCAUAGUUUAACUUUACGGAAACACUCGGUGUCGCUGGAGUUAUCGAGAGAAUUUAGAGUGUUCGUGGUGAAUGGAACCAUCACGGGCGUCUCGCAGAGAGACGUGACGUCGUUUUAUCCGUUCUUAGUGAACGAGAAGAGUAAAAUCGGGUGGACGAUUGAACGCUUUUGGAAAGACGAGAUACGGCCGUCAGCGUGGCACAGGAAGAUUUGCGGCGAUGGGAGCGUAGCGUCGACGGAGAAAAGAAAUGCGUUUUCGAAUAAAAACGGGUAUUGCAUGGAUGUGGUGCUUUCCAACGAUAACGAGAAAGUGCGCUUCAUAAUCGAUUUCAAUCCGUUCGGCGGCGCGACGUUACCUUUACUGUUUUCCUACGACGAACUCUCCAACGACGACGGCAACGAAAUCGCGUUUGAAGUGAGGGUCGUUGAGACGCAAGGUAAAGUUUUGCCGUCGAAAGGGUUUGGCGUGCCGUUUGAUUUAGUCGAUACGAGCGAACAUUCAGCCAUCGCGGAGUUUAUCAAAAAGCAACAGGAAAAACAACAUCAAUAA
Bathycoccus prasinos is the source of this 1149-nucleotide messenger RNA. RefSeq lists its product with no specific name. The transcript has a single exon. Lineage: Eukaryota; Viridiplantae; Chlorophyta; Mamiellophyceae; Mamiellales; Bathycoccaceae. Gene Ontology annotation, cellular component: cytoplasm. The record is from RefSeq and is a predicted model, not a curated record. Bases 1 to 1149 code for a protein of 382 amino acids.